Molecule: messenger RNA, 1188 nt
Organism: Peromyscus eremicus (cactus mouse)
Lineage: Eukaryota; Metazoa; Chordata; Mammalia; Rodentia; Cricetidae
Exons: 9
Coding region: 327-1097 (256 amino acids)
Molecular function (GO): methyltransferase activity
Source: RefSeq, a predicted model, not a curated record
UGCGCCAUGGACUUUGGCUCCGCUCGGCGAGCCGUGCUUCAGCUGCUCGGGACUACGGCUCCAGCAGAUGUCCCGGCACUGCUCCACUGGAUGAGAACUACCCAGUUACUGAUGUGCCAGGAGGUGGUGGCGUACGCCUUUAAUCCCAGCACUUGAGAGGCAGAGAGGUAUGCGGAUCUCUCUGAGUUCGAGGCCAGCCUGGUCUACAGAGUGAGUUCCAGGACAGGCUCCAAAGCCACACAGAGAAACCCUGUCUCAGAAAACCAGGGGAAAAAAAAUGUUACUGAUGGGACUUUGAUGAGCUCACUCAAGAUAACCGUGACGCUAUGCUGAAGAACAUAGCCCACGACCUUCGCUGCUGCUUGCCCCCAGAGGCUGUGCUGCGCUCCGAACAGCUAGCCCUUCAGAAAAUCCGACAGCAGCCGGAACCCACAGUUCACGUUGAUGCAUUCCUUUAUGAUGAAGACGUUAUUGAUUCGUUAUGUGAAGAAGGAAAAAUGAGCAGAAACUACUGUACUGUGUGUGGCUCUCACCGGACGGCACCUUUGGGAUUUAUUUCUCAUUCCUUCUCCCUCGUGGAGCUGAAGUUCAUCUAUCACCAUGUACUGCCCGACCUGUCAGGGAAGCUCUUGGUUGACAUUGGCUCCAGACUUGGCACAGUGCUCUAUGGGGGCUAUUUUUACAGCUCAGCCGCACAGCUCUGUGGAGUAGAACUGAAUGGAGAAUUUUGCCAGUUGCAGGAAAUGGUCAUUAAAAAAUACCAGUUCAGUGACAGAAUAAAGGUGCUUCAUGCAGACAUCUGCACCCAAGGCUCCCUUCUGCAAAGUGCCGAUGUCAUUGUGAUGAACAAUGUCUUCGAAUAUUUUCUUACUGAGGCUGAACAGGUCAGUGCCUGGAACUACAUCAUCCAAAAUGUAAGGAAACAAGGGUCACUGUUAGUGACAGUACCGAGUCUCCAAGAUUCUCUCGUAGGUCUUGAGAUUAAUGUGCAGCUGUCCUCCUGGGUGGAAGAGAUACCACUGAACCUCGAUGUGUACCCACAAAGGGACAUUGACAGAGAAGCUCUGGAACAAAUUCAUUUAUAUAAGGUUCUCUAGCACUGAAGCAACAUCUCUAGUGUGGUGUUAACCCAUCUGCUUUGUGUGUUCAUUUCAAAUUUUAUAUGUAUGAUUAUGUACCUGUAAAUAG